UUUUCUCUUCCUGCGGCCUCUGCUCUGUUUUCACGUUACUGGUGCUGUUGCGCAAGAAAGAAGGCAGAUCCGGCAGAGCAUCACGCGGCUCACGGUGUGCGGAGACUUGGGCUGCCGAGUUGGUAGUACAACGUGAAAAAACGCUAAACAGAGGAACACUCGUGGACAGACGUUCCUCCGCAGAACACAGUAACGGGGCCGGUGCAGAUAUUGUUGCUUUUGCUACUGUUUUACUGUAAUUGACCGCGAAGCGUCCAUGUGAGGAGAGCAAAAGUGUAAAAUAAAAACGGCAGAUCAUUCCCGGUUUCGGAAGCGAAGAAAAAAGGUCAUCAAACAGUCUUUUUUUCCGCGCUCCUCUUGGCCAAACCCUUGGCGGUACCGCGUGUGCGACGGCUGGCACAACACCGUUGACGAAGACGAAAUCGGCGGCGACGGUGGACGCGUUGAGUUUCUUGUUGCUGCACUUCGUUAUCCGUGUGUGGUUCCGUGUGUUGUUUUGCUUGCUUUUUUCGUCGGUUUUUCGGAAACGUGAAGGUAUUUUUUGGCCAGUCAGAAAACAUCCAGUUGACCGACCGUUUCGCAGGUUUUGGGAUAUUAGUAAACUUUGGCUGCAAUUACCCCGGUAAUGAGUUGCAGCAGCGAGAAGGGGCUCUUCGGAGGUAAUGAGACGUGACUUGGGUUGAACCAUUUGUGCGCGGGGGAAUGUGCAGACGUUAGCCUGCGUGUGCGUGUGUACGUGCAUUUCUGUGACAAUCGUGAAAGUCUGAACGACCGGCGUUUGACCGCAACAAGCGUAGACCGGCACUAAGAAACAAGUGAGUGAGAGAAAAAAUAUGUAAACAACAUUAGUGAACAAAAAAGUGUAAUGAUUAUUGUGUCAAUCUGUUGUUAUUUCCAUCGGCAAUCGAUUCCGUGCAAUAAUGUUGAUCGAUGGUUUGCCUCGGGGGGAAGAAGCUGAAAUCGAAUCGCAGCACCACCGCCGCCGGGCAGCCAAUGCUAUGGUUCAUUCAUAAAGCGUGAUUAAAUUAUACGUGACCAGCAGAAGUUGGGGCGCCAGCCAUAUACAAUUGGGAACGAAUUGACUACCGGUAGCUUUGAAUAGCUGAGAUUUUAUCACAUUCAACCCCUGGUUGGUUGAACUGCUAGUCGGUUUCGAAAUGCAAUCAGGAACAAAAUCAUUCGCUUGCAUGUUGGGUGAAAUUGAAUGUAGUUAGAUACGUUUGUCGUUUGGUUAAAAAUGUGUGCGCGACGUUUGUGACCAGUGUUACCAUUACUCGCAGAGCAGUUCAUUCCCACUAAUCUAGGUUUGCCGCGGUUUGUGCAAUUUCCGGCGACGGUUUGGGAUGAGUAGAAAUCAACCAAAAGCUAAAGCGAUAUUCGAAUGACGCAAUGAGCCUUUGGAGGCCAGCAAAAGUGACGGUGAGUUUUGUAAACAGCGACACAAGUAGCAGUAGUUGUGGUGGCAUUAGGCGAGAGUUCGAGAUAUGUAUCCGUGGUAUAGAGAAGCGCCGCUAAGUGUUGGACAGAUUUGCAGCCCCCUGGCAGGCGGGACGACCGGUUCGGCGACUAUCAAGACGGAAGUCGGCUAUAGUGAUUGUAUGCUGGAUUUUCACAGUAAGAAAGCGCCAUCCUCCUUUCCCUGGCUGUCAGACACGACCAACAAUAACGACUAUUCAAAGGCCAACAACAACAACCACCACCACCCGCACCAUCACCACCAUCACCAUCAUCACCACCCGAGCACCUGCCGCCAUCCGGAGGAUUCGAAGGUACCGCUGAACUGCAACAGUUCUCCACGAGCAGGACCGGGUAACGCCGGUAGUCACCACCCGUCUGCCUCGGAGGGAGCAACUCCCGACUCCAGCAGCACGACGGCGACGGCGGCGAUACCAAACUUCAACCAGAUGCCCGUACCGGGUUCGGUCCAGGGCCAGAAUCCCACCCAGGGACUGGUUCACUGGAUGAGCGCGGUAAUGGCGGAACAUAUGACAUCAAACUCGCACCACGAUCCUGCCGGUGUCGGGAUGCACUACAUGUGGAAUGGACCGAUGGAGCAAUGCGGUCAGCACACCAAAGACAUGGACUCGUACAGCGGAUGGCCGGCCCCGAGAAACCACAUGUCCAUGAAGCAAGGAUACGAGGCCAAAAUGAAUGCCGUCGAUCAUCAUCAUCACAAUAACCUGCAAAAAGGACAUAUGAUUGACGACGGCCGGCUGCUGGAUCACCAUGGAAUGCAAUCGGCAGCCCAGAUGAGUCAGUUGUACGGAGCGCGGGGUGCGACGAGCAACGGAUCUCCCGGUGGGCCGCACGUCCAUCCGAACGCGGCCGCCCUGCUGGUGGUGCCGCAGCCCAUCAACGCUACCAAGAUUGGUGCUGGGCUGCCGAAUGGGACCGGCCGGAAGUACCAGUGCAAGAUGUGUCCGCAGAUUUUUACAUCGAAAGCGGAUCUCCAAUUACACACGCAAAUUCACAUGCGCGAAGCAAAACCCUAUAAAUGUUCUCAAUGCAAUAAGGCAUUCGCCAAUUCGAGCUAUCUGUCGCAGCAUACCCGGAUACAUCUGGGCAUCAAGCCGUACCGGUGUGAAAUUUGUCAGCGAAAAUUCACCCAGCUAUCGCACCUACAGCAGCACAUCCGAACACACACCGGGGACAAACCUUAUAAAUGCCGACAUCCUGGCUGUUUGAAGGCAUUUUCCCAGCUGUCCAAUCUGCAAUCACACUCCCGCUGCCACCAAACGGACAAACCGUUCAAGUGUAACUCGUGCUACAAAUGUUUCUCCGAUGAACCGUCUCUCCUGGAGCACAUCCCGAAGCACAAAGAAUCGAAGCAUUUGAAGACUCACAUUUGUCAGUAUUGCGGCAAGUCGUACACCCAGGAGACGUACCUCUCUAAGCAUAUGCAGAAGCAUGCAGAACGAACCGACAAACGGCCUCCCAUCGGAACACGCAGCAGUAGUAGUACAUUGAACCAUAACACCACUACCACCGUACCACCGGUCAUGACGGGUGGUGAGAACCCCUACUGGCCCAAGGUAAGUCCAGAUUCGGCGGCCACCUUAACGGACGUCAUGCAGCAGCAGCAACAGCAACAACAACAACAACAGCAACAGCAAACACCCCAGCAACCCCAGCAGCAACCACAGCAACAACCGCAGAGUCACCAUGAUUUCAACCUGAACCAGCAAAACAAUGCCAACAAUCAAACUCCUAAUGGGCACAACCCAGGCGGCGAUCUGCACCACCAUCGCGAGGAAAACGUGGAAGACCUAGUUGUCGGUGGUCGACAGAAUCCAUCCAGCAUGAACGGAAACCUUUCGCUCCCACCGUCUUCGACGCCGAUGUCCACCGGCAGCUACGACACCGGUAGCAUAGCGAAAGCCACUUCGAACUCCGCAUUUACACCGAUCAACGCAAUGCCACCGCACGGUCUAAACAGCCUGCAGCAUCACCACCAGCUAGCACAACGACCCUAUCUGUACGAUGCGAUCAGCUUCCAGAACCAGAAAUCGAUCAACCAAAGUCCGUCGAACACGUUCCCCAAUCAGCUGAUUUCGUUGCACCAGAUCCGAAACUACGCCCACCAGCCGGCCGGUGGCUUGAUGGCGGGUGAGCACCUGCUGGGGGUAACCGUUGGAGCUGGCGGAAAGGACAAGGGUUAAACGGGGGCACGCCGGCUGCUUUCGGGUAGAGUUGCAUUUGACGCUAGGCGUCCGGUCGGUUUUUAUGAGACAGCGUGAAAUGUGAAAGGUUUUGAAUAGUACGUGUGGAAACAUGAGCAAUUUUGGUGCAAUAAGUUGAUACAAUAUUUUAUAUUGUUGUAUUUAUUGCGAUGUUUGAAUUUUGAGCUCACCUAGAAUGCAUCAUUCUAUACUUGAUUGAUGAGCAAAAUUAAUCAUUAUAAAUAUUUGAAUAUUGCUACCUAGAUUUCGUAUGACUAAUUGAAACAUGCCAUACGUAGAUUGUUUUUCUUUUCUGUGGUUAUACCACUUUUCAAAGUUGGUUUAAUUACAUAGAAAUACUAAAGACCGCCACAGAAAGUGAUAACGCAGUUUGAAAAUAAUGCAUGUUGAAUUUCUUUUUUUUUUUCAAAAUAGUGACUUUAAACACUGUUGCUGAUGAACAAAUUGAAUGGUUUGUGACCAGCUUUUAAAUAUCUGCUGGUUCUUUUGUCCACUGUAUUUUUAUUAUUCCGAUAUAUUAACUAGGUACACAAAAUUACGAAGAUAUAACUUUAUUUAUAGAUAAACAUUUCAAAAGGUCCUAUCUGCUUUCAUCGUUUUUCCAGGGCGUCUUUUCAUUUUGGUAAUGGUUCAGCUUUAGUAACUCUCCCAAGCGUGGUUUUUUGUUCAAAGGCUAGAUUGAUCCCUCCACUAUCAACUUGUUCAAAUAACCUGUCAUAAAAGCUGUUUAAUAAGUUGUGGUGGUUGAACAAAAGCGAUCGAUAAAAAAAUCGAUCAAAGCAGAUUUUUCUAGAUCGUCAGUAAUCGCUACAACGCUUAUUGCUUUUUGGUUUUAUGCUGGCAUUCUACUUGAGAGUGUUUUCUGGUCGCUGCUACUGCUUAUAAAUAUUACGUGCCAAUUUUCUUUUGACAUUGAAUUUCAAGUUCUUUCACUUUCAUAUCGCAAAAAGAAAACGAUCGAUAUAAGCGGAUAUGAACUUUGGGAUCGCUUUCUCUAAAAAUAUUUGGGCAAAAGAAAUGAAAAAGUAUAAUAGUUAAAUAACCAAUAGAUAUCGAUAAAAAUAACAAUGAUUAAUUUUGCAUGCAAAAUACCAUAAAAUGUCACUCUGAAUAGAAACAUUUUAUGAAAAGGCUGUAUUUGUACCCGUGUCAUCAUUUCCAGGCAUCAUUUUCCAGCUUCUACAUGUUACCUUCCGUACGAAACUACCAAUAUUUGAGCGUUUCGGACAUCAGUCCUCAUAUUCAACACGCCAAAAUUAUUUUAUUAAUAUUAACAUUGGGGAGUAUUUAAACAUUUUCGUCAGCUUUUUACGGUUUCUCAAAAACCGGAAGAUGCCACCUUGAAUAUUAAAAUAUAAAACAUCCAUUUCUAGUUGGUAUCGGUGCUACAGGUAUUGGGGAAUGUUUGAAAUUUUUUGAAUUUACACAAAUUAUCAGAAACCGGCAGUCGCGAAUUGGAAUUCAAAAUUAAGUUAGACAUAAAUUGAUUUUUCACGUCAUGUCAGCUUCGCAAAUAUCAAUAUUGAGGACAUUUUUUUUAAUACUUAAUGUGUAAACCUUUUGAUAAUUUUGUGAAGAACUUUGAUAAUCUUCGCACGAUAAGCAAAGAUAAUAACUACCCAACAAACAAUUUUGUUGAUUUACAGCUUAUUACAGCUUAUUGCUACUAGGCGGAUUUUACAAAAUUGUUUGUUGGGUAGGGACAGUUGGAAAUCGCAAUUUCGUGGAAGCCGCAAAAUUUACGAAAAUCUGCGAAUUACAGCGAAUUUGAUAAAAAACAGCAACAUUCUAUACGAAUCAUGAAAUAUUUAAAUUUGAAACCCGCGAAAUUCAUGAAAACUUAAGACAAGACGCGACAACUGGCUUCUUAUUUUUCAGUUUGUAACUGCCGCCAUCCCUGGAAUUUUUUUUUGCAACGUUACAGAACGUUAUUGCCAGUUUAAUUGUGUUUAACAACUUUUGCAAAUAAAAGAAAAAACAACGGAAUUCAACCGAAGAUUAAUAAUGAUAUGCCAAAAUUACGGAAAAAACUUCACCGACUGCACGAAACCAAACGUUUAGACUAAGUCUUGAAUACUUUUGCAUAUCAUUUUUGACAGCUAAAUUAUGAGUCGCUAGCAACACUGCGUUACAGUGAAAAACUAACCUCGUUGUAUUUUCGACGUAACGGUUGCGAUGUCAGAUUCAGCCAAUCAGUAGCUCGGUCGGAAUUGGUUUCAUAUAACGGUCACCAAUUGUCACUUCCUGUCCUAGAUGAAAACCAGCAACCUGUAUAACAUAGUUCCACCAAUUCAAUCGGUCUAUGGCAGCCUACCUCCAAUUCCGCGGGCACCUAGUGUCCUGCAGAUCGUGCUCCGUCUGGUUCACCACACUCGCUCUUUCGUCUUCUUGUUCCUACCAGAUUUAAAGCGAGCACCAAUUUUGCAGGGUAGCUAUCCCGCAUUCUACCUACAUGCCCUGCUCAACGUAUCCUUCCAGCUUUAGCCACUUUCUGAAUACUGGGUUCACCAAAGAAGCGCACACGCUCGUGGUUCAUCCAAAGCCUCCAGACUCCUUUCUCCUGCACACCGCCAAAGAUGGUUCUUAGCAUCCGACGUUCAAAAACUCCGAGCGUUCGCAGGUUCUCCACUAGCCUUGUCCACGUCUCAUGCCCGUAGAGAACGACUGGUCUUAUUAGCGUUUUGUACAAAAUACCCUUGGCGUGGAGACUUAUGUUUUGCGUCCGUGAUUUUUUAUGGAGUCCAUGUUUUAUUUAGAACUUGGCCGCAUACAAUUUUGAUUUCUCUAUGAGGAAAAACGUACAAAAUUGGUAAAAAUAUGUUUUUGCAGGGUUUUAUUAAACUUCAAGGAAAAAAUAGAAGAAAAACCAUUACUAUCUUCUAAAGAUACUUCUCCUAGUAAACUUCUCCAUUCAUGGUCCAUUGCUCAAGUGAUGAAAACUUUUGUCUUCUUUCCACAGCUACAGAUGGCUUGCCAAAUCAUCAACUUGCGGACGAAUUUAUCCGCGAAAACAAAUUUGAACCUACCUGGAGCAUUCCCCUUACGGUUAGUAAGGUAAAAUUUCCGACCCGGGAUUUAUUUAAAGUCCAUUUUGACGUAUGUUUCAUCGCCCAUCUAAAUACAGCCGUUGUACUAUGUCAGUACUUGCUCGUAUAGCUUUCUUGCUCGGGUUUUGGCAACCAGACCCUUACUAACACGCAGAGAAUCCAUCCACAGGAUACCUAUAACUCGGUGACGGAAUCGUGAAAGGAAUCGCAAACACGAUCCGGAGGAUUCCCACUCACGAUUCUUAUUUCAAGAAUCCUAGAGCCAUAUACAGGGCAUUCCUGAGGAUUCUUUUUCAGGAAUCCUUUUCAAGGACGCUCAGGAAUCCAAUGUGAGGAAUCCUAGAGAAUCUAUGCGAACCAUAUGUGUUCGUCCGGGGAUUCUGUUUCAGCGUCCUGUUGGGUUGUUUGCUGGUAUAAUACGACCGUAAUCCUUCACGCACACAGUUUCGACGAACUGUACUAUGUGCUGCAUUGAACCUUUUCGCCAAAUCACGGAGAAGAUUCCGGACUGCCCUGAUGACUUUCGCUCGUAGUUUCCGGUCUAAUGUUCCUUUUCUACGUUUGGUUCGUUUAGCGCGAUCCACCGUCAAAGCGUUCCGGUAACGUUUGAGCACGGUGUUCACAAUCGAUUUCGGUAGUUAGAGAACCUUGGCGAUCAUUCCUCCAGACCAUGUUGGAUUUUCAACGUAGGUGUGCACAAUUUUUUCCAGACUAUCUUGGAUAACUUUUCAACGCGUGUACCAAUCCUGAUGAAAUAUUCACUUCUAAGUAAACAAGCCUUCCAGAUCAAAACGCCGUCAUUAGUUUCUUGAUACGAUAACUUGAGGCGCUGCAGUAAAUAAAAGGAAACGGUUAGACACUGAAUGGAACAAACCUUAGUAGGCACGAUUUCCUCCGAUAAUACGCCUCUCAAUCUCCCGGCUGGUAACGAUAUUCUCAGUUACCAGAGAGACCUCGAACUCAUCCCCGUCGAUUGCUACCGUAUUGCCUACUAGUUUCCUGUCGUGCUCGGACCCGCCUACAAGCAUAUACUCUGUUUGAGACGUGUUAAUUUUUAAUCUGAUCCUAUCUGCUCUACGUUUUUGUCGGAUCUACUAAUCUGCCACCGCCUCAAAUUUGCCGUCAAUAUCCACGCAAAGAUUGAAAAUCGUGCCCCGCAAGUUAAACCCCGCCCGUCUCAUAACACCCUCCAGCGCCACAUUAAACAUUAGGAAGAAAACCCCUGCGAGACUCGAAGAAGUCCGACGCUCCACCCGAAAUCCCCCACAACACUUUACAUUUUUCAUCGUAGCAUUAAUCAGUCUUGUCAGCUUCCCCGGAAAGCCGUUUCCGUUAAAGAUUUUCCAUAGCUCUUGUCGGUUUAUUGUGUCGUAUGCGGCUUUCAAAUCGACCAUAAUAUGGUGUGUGCACUUUGAACUCGCGGCACUUUUGGGGGUUCUGCCACAGUGUAAAGAUUUGGUGGUAACUUCCUACAAAUCUUCGGGCCAAUGGUGACAGGCGUUGGAAGAUGACCUGAGAACACAUUGUAGGCGGUAUGCAGGACUGUGAUCACUCGAUAGUUCUCGCAGUUUAAGUUGUCGCCCUUCUUGUAGAUGGGUUUUCACUCUUUCUUUUCACUCCUCCGGUAGCUGUUACGUCUUCCAGAUCACGACGAUCAGUCGAUACAAUGAACUGGGCAAUUUUUCGGGACCCGUCUUCGUCGUUCGUUGCACCGACCACGUCUUCUCCACUCCUUGUGGUCUCCUGCACGCCAUUCAGGUGUUCAUCGUAGUGCUGCUUGCACCUUUCGAUCAUCUCACGAUCAUCCAUCAAAAUGCCUCCAUCCUUAUCUCUACACAUUACAGCUCGUGGGACAAAGUUUUUGGUAGAAUUUUAGUGUUUCGUGUGUGCGGUGCUACUGCUCGAAUUCUUCGCAUUCCUUCUCUUCCUGGCGGCGCUUUUUCCUUGGAAGAGUUGGACUUACUGACUCUGUUUCAGUCUAUAUCGCUCCACAUUAGGCUCAACCUCUUCUGGCAGCGCAGCUUCGAGCAAUGACGCGUACUGCGCUACGACGUCGUGUUGCUUCAGUCGCCCGAGAUUAUACCGUGGCGAGCGACGGUACCGUAUGUUAUUUACAACGGAUCGUUUUUGACGUAUCUUAUCCAUCACUAGGUAGUGGUCCGAAUCGAUGUUUAUGCCUCGAUGUGCUCUGACGUCGAUAAUGUCCGAGAAGUACCGACCAUCUAUUAAAACGUGGUCGAUUUGUGUGUUUGCUCUAUUUGGUGAUCUCCAAUCUAUGGUGGAGGCUCUACUAAAAGAAGAUGCUAAGUAUGGCCAUGUUCUUGAAGGUGGUAAAGUCCAUGAGUCUGAGGCCAUUCUCUUUCCCCAGUUUAUGUGCACUGAAACGUCCAAUCACCGGUCUAUACUCUUCCUCCUUGCCAACCUAACCGUUGUAGUCCUCGAUCAUGAUCUUGACAUGUUUCAUCAUCGCCUUCGCUUCCCAGUAUACCUCCUGCAGCGCUACGAUGUUGAACUUGCGGGUCUUCAAUUCUUAGGAAAGCACGGAGGUACUUCCUAAGAAGUUGAGAGAUUGGCAGUUCCAUGUUUCAAAUACCCAAUCGUUAGUCCGUUUUCGUUGCCUAGGUCCUGACCGAUUAUUCCGCUUUUUAUUGGUGUUGCCAUGCAAGACCAGCGACCAACCCCACUAUGUCGCAGGAGGACCAUCGCAGUGCAGUUGAAGUCGAUAAAUAGGUGGUGCGCGGAGGUUCUAUAUUCAUGGCAUUUCUGGAGUAUCUGGCGUAUGGUAAAGAUUUGGUCCGUCGUAGACCGUCCUUCCACGGAGCCAGCCUGCUAAAUUCCCACAAAUCUGUUGGAUAGCGGUGAGAGUCGGCGAAAAAUGAUUUGAGAAAUUAUUUUAUAGACGGCAUUCAGGACGGUGAUCGUACGAUAAUUCCAACAGGCCAAUUCGUCGCCUUUCUUAUAUAAAAGGGCAGAUAACCUCAUCCUUCCACUCCUCCGGUAGCUGUUCUAUAUCCCAAUCUUGCAAUCAGCCGGUGCAAACAGGAUGCCAGCUUUUCCGGGCCCAUCUUUAUAAGCUACGCACCGAGGCAAUCCUUCCUAGCCAAUUUAUUGUUUUUCAGCUGCUUCAUGGAAUCCUCAACUUCGCCUAUCGUUGGGGGUGGAACAACUUCUACGUUUGUCGUACCGACCGGAUCGCUUUCUCCGUCGCCAUAGUCCUCUGCCUGGGCGUCAUUCAGGUGUUCAUCGAAGUGUGGCCUCCACCUUUCAGACACCACACGAUCGUCCGUCAGAACACUAUUAUUUUUAUACCGGAACAUUUCGGCUCGUUUGACGAAGCCUCUGCGGGAUGCAUUGAGUUUCUGGUAGAACUUUCACUGUUUCUUCCGAAAGAUUUAGGUUCGCUGCUUAUUUUUCUGCCGGUGACUUGCUACAUUCUCACGAGUGGCACUGCGCAUCUCAUCGUCAUCCCUUCUACAUCAUCCCUCUUACAUUCGUCGACGAACCACUCGUUUCGUUGGGUUCGUCCCACAUUCACAUGUUGAUGGCUGUUUUGAUGGUUUUCCAAGUUGGAACUUCCAACAGUCCUCGAGAGGAGCUUCCUCCAGCUGGUCCUCUUCCGGCAGUGCAGCUUCGGGCGAAUGCACGUAGUUUACAACGACGUUAGGCGGCUUCAGUCACGCGAGAUGGCGGGCAUCGUACCGAAUGUUGUUAUCAACGGAGAGUUUUGGGCGCAUCUUAACCAUCACCAGGUAGUGGUCCGUGUUGACGUUAGCACUCCUAUAGGAUGUGACGUCGAUGAUGUCUAAGAAUUGCCGACAAUCAAUUAGAUCAUGGUCUGUGGAUCUGUGUUUCUGCUUCAUUUGAUGACCUCCAGGUGUACUUGUGUAGGGGGUUGUACUGGAAGCUGGUACUACGCACGCCCAUGUUCUUUGAGGCGAGAAAGUCGAUAAGUCUUUAGCCCAUUCCAUUGGUCAGCUGGUGCGCGCUGAG
Messenger RNA from Wyeomyia smithii (pitcher-plant mosquito), 10717 nucleotides. RefSeq names its product zinc finger protein rotund-like. Gene Ontology annotation, cellular component: transcription regulator complex; PcG protein complex. Gene Ontology annotation, biological process: regulation of transcription by RNA polymerase II. The coding region runs from base 1485 to 3659 and encodes 724 amino acids. The record is from RefSeq and is a predicted model, not a curated record. The transcript has 6 exons. Lineage: Eukaryota; Metazoa; Arthropoda; Insecta; Diptera; Culicidae. Gene Ontology annotation, molecular function: DNA-binding transcription factor activity, RNA polymerase II-specific; RNA polymerase II cis-regulatory region sequence-specific DNA binding.